CCGGCGGAAGAUUCACGUCGGGACCCGGAGGGCAGAGUGGGGUUGUGGCAAGGUUCCCCUCUCUGUCUCCCUGCUGCUCCUGGUCCCGAAACCAUGGCAAAGCUGCUGAAGACUCUCCGUAAUCAUUGGAAGAAAACAGUGGUAGCGGUUUGCGCACUCGGCUGGGGAGUGAACUGGAUACACAACCGGCACCGAGACGAUCUCUUGCGUAGGGUGGCAUGUGAAGAAGCACAGGUAUUUGGAAACCAGCUUCAGCCUGUCACUGCAAAGGUGAAGAAAGCCACUGUCUUUCUCAAUCCUGCUGCUUGCAAAGGAAAAGCAAGAAAUCUCUUUGAAAGGAAUGCAGCUCCAAUUUUACAUCUUGCUGGGCUUGAUGUAACAGUAGUUAAGACGGAUUAUGAGGGCCAAGCAAAAAAGCUGCUGGAGCUGAUGGAAGACACUGAUAUCAUUGUUGUUGCUGGAGGUGAUGGCACCUUACAAGAGGUAAUAACUGGUCUUCUUCGCAGGGAGGAUGAGGCUACCUUUAGUAAGAUCCCCAUAGGAUUUAUUCCAUUGGGAAAAAUGAAUUCUUUGAGCCAAGCACUUUAUCCUGCCAACAAAGAACAGGUCAGACACAUUUUAAAUGCCACACUGGCAAUUGUUAAAGGUGAGACUGUUCCCCUGGAUGUGUUGGAAAUAAAGGGUGAUAAAGAUCGUCCGGUGUUUGCAGUGACUGGGUUGCGAUGGGGAGCGUAUAGGGAUGCAGCUUCUAAACUCUCAAAAUAUUGGUACCUUGGACCUCUCAAAGACAAGGCAUGUCAUCUGUUCAGUGUAUUUAAAACUUGGCCACCAACACGCCAGGCCUCCAUUGUAUAUCUGGGCCCCACAGAGAGACCACCAGAGCAAACUGAGGAGAAUCACCCACGGCCCAGUCUGUGGCAGCGGAUACUUAAAAGGCUGGAAUUGUACUGGGUGACUCCCAGAGAGGUGACAUUGGACCCAGUGAAACCGGAGCACUGGGAGGAAGUAGAGAAGCCAGCAGUGGAAGUGACCAUCAGUACCCUCAAUAAACAUGCAGACCUAAAGCGUACUGAAGACGCCAUGAAUAUUUGUAUAGAACCAGAUACCAUCAGCAAGAGGCAGUUUGUUACUACAGGGAGUCAGAAGCUGACUGAUCCACACUCAUGCCCUGAAGGCAGCCACACUCUCCGAGCCAGUGUAUGUAAACUGCACCUACCAAAGGGAACGGAAGGUUUUUUCAGUAUAGAUAAUGAAGAUUAUGAAGCUGUAUCUGUAGAUAUAAAAUUGCUUCCAAGAAAACUCAAGUUUUUCUGCGAUUCCAACAAAAGUCAGCUCCAGUAGGUAGAGACCUUUCAGCUGUCAUGCUGAUAUUUGCCUUGAAAUUAAUUUCAUGCCCAGGAUCCACUUUUCUAUUUUUGAAUUUUCAAAGCAGUUGAAAGUCAGGAGUGCAAAGAAGACAUUGAUUGUAAAGACAUGUGCAUUCCAUCACCAUCGUUUCAUUCCUUCCCAUAUCUGCCCAUUAUUACCUUUUCUAAAGGUGCUGUUGUUAUGGAGGUCUGCUUGAUGAGAUUGGGUUUUCCUGCUGAUUUUAAGUUGACUCUUGUUCCAUCCCUUGAAACCAGCGAACUCCAGCAUGUCCAGAAACUGACCUACACCAUGCUGGAAAACAAAUCAAAGCUGGGAUCUCUUGAAAUCUAGCAAUCUGAUUCAGUCGUGUGACACUGUAUAGGGAAUCUAUCCAUCAAAAGAACUGGCUUCUUUAGUUCCCAUCCAUGUAACAGAAAUUUCCAUUUUAUAUUGUUGAUUCAAAGUGACCUGAAUAACUUCAUAGACAACAACUUAGUUUUGUAAAUAUUCUUGGUUUGGAAAAACAACAGUGGCUUUCAGUCUACAUGUAUUAAUGUUGCAAAUAUUGUAAUGAGAUUAAUGACACUGAGCUGCCUUUGUGCCUUAUUUGAGACAUCUCAGUGAUGGUCGGGACAUGAGGAAAUUUUGUUGCAUUUAGGAUUGCUUAUGACGACCUGAACAGUUAAGGAUGCAGCUUAGCAAUAUAUGUAACUAUUUACAUGAAUGAAUCUGGGAAAACUUUGCAGUUAUGUAACAUAGUGUGUAUUCAGCCUCUGCUGCUGGUGAGAGCAGCAUUUGGUUUGAGAUGUACUGUGGUCAUUUUUAUUGGUGACAUUGUCUUGUUGAUAGUGCAGCUAGUGAUUUUACUGAUUUUUGUAAAUAAAAUUGCUGAUUUGGAAAUGAUACAGGAAAACAUCCUUGCAGUCCUGUUUGACCCAUCUUAAUGUUGGUUAGGGAGUAGUUUGCAAUUAAAAUUCAUCAUGAAAUUUGGUACUGUGCCUCUGAAAUAGUCUCUGGUGUGUGUAAAAGAAAAAGUUCCUUGUUGCCCUGUACCUGCUGCUCUGCCACGUACAACUGAAGAAUUUAAAGACCAUCCACACUGUUGUGUAACUUGUGCAGAGUUUGAUGCUACAGGCAAGCUUGUUGAUAUUGUAAGUUUUCCAUAUUUUAUAUUACAUGGAAAUAAUUUUACUGAAAGCUAACAUCACAAAAUAAAUGAAGGUAAUAUCUGUGGAUUUUUUAAAAUAAAAUGUCAUGUAUCCAAAGCAGCUUGCUUAAUAAUAUUAAAGUCCAAUAUGCAAUUGUCUUUGGUGUUGUUGAUGCAGAAGUACUUAGCUGUCUCUGUUCAGUGAGCUAGAUUUGCUUGGAUGCAAUGAGACAAAAUGGUGUUGAUCAGGCAAUGAAGUUUAAUUCUCAAACAAGAUAGUUUUAUUAUUUUAUUGAGAUACAGUGUGGAAUAGGCCCUUCAAGCUGUACCACCCAGCUACCCACAAAUUUAACCCCAGCCUAAUCACAGGACAAAUUACAAUGACUAAUUAACCUACCAACCAGUACAUCUUUGGAAUGUGGGAGGAAACCAGAGAGUACCCAGAGGAAAUCCACACAGUCACAGGGAGAGCGUACAAACUCUUUACAGCCAGUGGCAGGUUUGCUUAGUAGCAAGAUAGAUGCCGGAAUUCUGAAAUAUUACAAAAUAUUGGAAACAGGUCAGCCUUUGCCUGGCCUCUUGAGAGGAAAAGAAUUGAUGCUACAGGUCAAUGGCCUUUAAUCAGAGAAGUGGGCCAUUGUGCAAGUGCACUAACAUCCAACUUUGAUUUGAUCUUAAGUGGUGUUUAUUAGGAAUUUUUAACCAGCAGUGUUCAAGCAGUCUGCAUUAUUACCAGGUCCAGUUGAUGAACUUUUAAUCUAAAGUUUCUUCUAAACCCAUAUCAUCGAGGUUGAGGCUGGAAAAUUAAAGCAUUUUUUAAUGUAUCUCAAGUAAUCUCUAAUAUGAUUAAUGAGAAAUGUAGUAUUAGGGAGACCUUAAUAAAAAGACUUCACAUUAACCAUUUGCAAUUAAUAACUCAGUCAGUUGUAACACAUUCUCUAUUUUACAGUAAUUCUCAAUAGGUACAUUUAAUGUCAGAGAAAUGUAUACGAUAUACAUCCUGAUUUUUUUUUACUUCACAAACAUCCACGAAAACAGAGGAGUGCCCCAAAGAAUGAAUGACAGUUAAACAUUAGAACCCCAACACCCCCCCAGCUUCCUCCUCCCACUCACAAGCAGCAGCAAGGCAACGACCCCCCCACCAACAAAAAAGCAUUAGUGCCCUCCACCGAGCACUUAAGCAUGCAGUAAAACAUCAAUUCUAGCCUUUAUUCAAAAUUACAUGUAUAAUCCUGAAUAAAAGCAUUGAGUCAGAUGUGCUUAUAUUUUCAAGAAAAGCUACAGGGAAGCUUGCUGAUCUUGCUGUUUCUCAUAUCCUACAUGAUUGUACAGGAAUUUUUCUUCAGUAGGAGCCAAUAAAAGCAAAGAGAAAUGACACCUUUCUAGUGUUGCUCCAGACUUGCUCAAUGAGUAAAUUCCGUAAAACGUGCAUAUGAUUGAAACUAUUUUUUCCAGGUAAAUUCAAAACCCAACAAUGUUGGUGCAAGACCUCUUUGUGACUGAAACUGAGAAUAUGAAAGUGAAGAGCUUUAACUCCCACUUGCCCUUUCUUGCAUUUUCUUUCAGGAAAAAUAAAAGCAUUGUUGAGAAAUAUUAUUAUGUAACAUUGUCUCUUCACUGUCUGUUUGAAAUUUGACAUUCCAGAGACUAGGCUAGGAACAAUCCAAUAAAAAAAGUUAUUAAAGACACCCUAAUUCAUAUCGCUCAUUUCUUUCUCUACUUGGUAAUAUUUUUGGUGUUUUCCCCUA
This is a messenger RNA of Mobula hypostoma (lesser devil ray), 4242 nucleotides long. RefSeq names its product acylglycerol kinase (gene agk). Bases 94 to 1341 code for a protein of 415 amino acids. The transcript is spliced from 15 exons. Gene Ontology annotation, molecular function: ATP-dependent diacylglycerol kinase activity; ceramide kinase activity; acylglycerol kinase activity. The record is from RefSeq and is a predicted model, not a curated record. Gene Ontology annotation, biological process: sphingosine biosynthetic process; phosphorylation; ceramide biosynthetic process. Gene Ontology annotation, cellular component: cytoplasm; mitochondrion; membrane. NCBI's taxonomy places the organism in Eukaryota, Metazoa, Chordata, Chondrichthyes, Myliobatiformes, Myliobatidae.